UUUCUUGGUUCUGCUGCCUGCUGCUGGUUGGUCGCGAGGGCAGAGCGUCGAGCGGCGGUCGGAGGGAGGCCGGCGAGGACGAGGGCUUCUUCCUCUGACAUUCCAUCCCGUUUAAUCAAGGGAGGGAAGGGAGGGAGAAGGGCGUCGUCGUAGGGUUCGAUCACGGACUCAAUGAAGAGGAAGGCAGUAGACGAGGAUGAUUGCUAUGCGGGGACUGGAGGGAAGCUAACACAGAGAGAGAUCCGGCCAAGGAUUGCGGCCACGCCGUAUGAUCGCCCCGCGCUUACGAAGCGGAGCAAAGGGUACGAUUGGAUAUCUGCUCGGCCCACUCCCGCGGUAUUCUCUGCCAAAUUCGCAGCCGCUUCCACCUCCGCCUCUAUUCAUGAUCCUCAGCCUUCGACUUCUGAAGCGCUUCCCCAAUCAAGGCAAGAAGAUUGUGAUAGGCCCUCCUCUUCUCGUGAUGCUUUUGUUGAUCCUUCUAAUGAUCAGUCCUUUGGUGAAGCAACUAAUAUGUGUGACAACAGUGGGAUUGCUGAAGUCGAACUGUGGCUCAAGCAAAGGACAUUUUCUAGAGAACAGUCCAAGCAUUUGAAAGAGUUAUUGCAGUCAAGGACAAGAGACUUUUCCCAUCAACAUGGAGAAACUAAUGGCAUAUUGAACCAACAAGUUCCAAUUAAAUCACAAUCCCUUGUGCUGUCUGGGCAAUUGUUAACACCAAAAUCUGAGAAAUCUUUGAAGACUCUAGUAGUACAUGAUGGUAGUUCUUCACCCGUUGAAAUUGCAAAAGCCUACAUGGAAGGACUAGUUACUGAGCCCUACCAUGAACCUCCUGAAGGAGUAUUAAAAAAUAAGGCAGCAGACAAUAAUGCAUUGGCAUCGGAAUUGGCUUACUCGUCACUGGUGAGAACACCUGUGUGCUGGCCUGGAGCAAUUGUGGAGAAUAAUGGAAACCAUCUUACUCCUAAAACUGUUGGACUCAAGGUGGAGCCGUACAGUUCCAGACGAACUCCUUACUCUGUUUCAAUUUUCUCAAAAUCAAAGUUUCAAGAUGGCAGAGGAAGUCAAAGGACUCGAACUGUUUCAUCAUUUGGGUGGAAGAAAUCUUCUGCUUCUCUUCGUGGCAUCACGGUUCCACCAAAGUAUAGUGAAUCAACUCCUUCCAAAGAGUUACUUGAUUCAAAUCUUGUUAAUUUUUCCUCUACGCCAUCAACAGCACCAACUGACACAAAGAACUUAUCAUCCACCUGGAAAGCAAGUGAUGGUAAAGAUUCAAUGACACUAAACUCAAAUUUCCACAUUGCUGGAGGUUCUGAAGAUGUACAUUUUCCUUCAGUUCCUCCAAAAUCCACUCAAAUAGCUAUGAAAAUACUAGAUCACCUCAAUAGAACCAUUCCUUCGCCUAAAGAGAAAAUGGUAUAUAGUCCGGAAAUGAUUGGAACCAAAUCUAUCUCAAAAUUUGCUAGUGAUUGGCAUACAAAGACACCUGACGAUGGAAAGACAAAAGCCUCGUUAUUGAGUAAAGGUGCUACUGAGAAAGAUAAUUUUCCUGAAGAUAAGGCUACAGCCAUGCCAACAAUGAAAGAUCAUAACGAGGUUUUGCCAUCUGUGACUCUGAUGGGCAAAGACCAACUGCUGGGGGCCACUGAGAAAAGUCGUGAUGCAGUCGUUAAGGUUCUUAUUUCCAGCUCCACGCCGCUAAAGGAUUUAUCUGAAACACCAUCUACACCUGCUUUAACUUCAUCGCCAGCAGAUGUUGCCUUCAAGGUUCCUGUUUCCAGCUCCACCUCUUUAAAUGCUUCACCUGAACCCCCAGCAAUACCUGGCUCGACUGCACUUGUUCCCACAAUCCCCACUUCCAUCCCUAAUAACAUCCCAUCAUUUAGCUUUCGCUCUCCUAGUCAUGACAGUGGUCUCAAUUUCUCCUUCGCAACUACUUCCAACCCUACCGUGACUGACACACCAGAACCACAGUUCAAGUUCGGAUCUGAAGAACAGCGCAGCUUAACUUUCUGGUUUAGGGGCACAGAAAGUGAACUCUAUUAGUGGUCGAUAAAAUAGCAAUCAAGUUAUGGGUCUUUUCAGCAAAGGUACAUAUCUGUCGAGUGCUUUAGUUAUUCUGCACAGUAUGUAAUAUACAUACGGUGAUUUGGUUCCGAUCAAACUGAUGGAGUCGGUCGACUUAGCGUGCUUGGUUGUCCUGCAGAUUGAGACAAACAACAAUAAUCACUUUCUCAGUUGGAUUUGGUUCUGAUCAAACUGGAGUCAGUCGACUUAGCUUGCUUGGUUGUUCUGCAGAUUGAGAAAAACAACAAUAAUCACUUUUCUGAGUUGGCUUCAGUUGAUAAAGAAAGAAUUGUAUGCAGUAUACUUGAACAGUUAUAGAGCAACUUCAGUGUCUACAUCUUAUGUAUAAGUUUAACUAGGGAAUGCAUUACUGGUAUAAACCAUCUUCCAUGUAAUUUUUAAAGCAGCGGAUCUUUUUUUUUUUAAGCAUUUAAUGAGAUUAAGUUAGGUUUAAUUUGAGUCAUAUAAAUAUAAUGGUUUCUUGUACAAUAUUUGUAUUUUAGUUUUAUUAGAAUACAAUCUUUAGAGGGCAUCAAA
Messenger RNA from Zingiber officinale, 2601 nucleotides. RefSeq names its product flocculation protein FLO11-like. Lineage: Eukaryota; Viridiplantae; Streptophyta; Magnoliopsida; Zingiberales; Zingiberaceae. Bases 172 to 2043 code for a protein of 623 amino acids. Gene Ontology annotation, cellular component: nuclear envelope. The record is from RefSeq and is a predicted model, not a curated record. The transcript is spliced from 9 exons. Gene Ontology annotation, biological process: nuclear membrane organization.